AUGGAGUCCUGGAGGACGGAUGGGUGUGGUGUCGCGGUAACCUCAGUGGCGACGGCGGCAGCGGUGAUCGUGGCGGCGGCGGCGGCUUUCGCGGCGGCGGCGGCGCGGAUGGCAGGAGUCGCGGGGGGCGCUCGCACGCUAGGGCGUGGGCGACUCAACCCCGGAUCCGACAGGGUUCUGUGUAUCCCGGCGUCGUAUAAUGCCUCCCCCGCUCCGAGGGCGGGGGGGCGCGGUGCGGGAGUAGCGGGUUCAACGGCCCGGGCCGGAUCGCGUCGCGAGCCCGCUCGACCGCUUGCGGAGCGGGAGCGGGGGACGCCCGGCGUCGAGCCGGUGGAGUGGUUCUGGCUCAUCGUAUUCGAUGUUGAUGUUAGGAGACGUCGUGCACGGCCUGAAGCCUGCAACGCGUUCCCUCGCCCCAGAGGCGUCGCUACCGGUGAGACCCGCUGGUGGGAGGCCGGAGCUAGCCACAGGCAAGGUUCAGCGCGACAGGCUGGCGAUCGUUGUGCUGGGCGGCUUCUCGUUGGUUACUCCGUCGGUUUUGGUCACCAAAACCGAACGGAGACUUGUUUGUGGUAA
Molecule: messenger RNA, 576 nt
Organism: Leptosia nina
Lineage: Eukaryota; Metazoa; Arthropoda; Insecta; Lepidoptera; Pieridae
Source: the annotation of a GenBank genome assembly